This is a messenger RNA of Branchiostoma belcheri (Belcher's lancelet), 2207 nucleotides long. RefSeq names its product pleckstrin homology domain-containing family A member 7-like. Bases 198 to 2207 code for a protein of 669 amino acids. Gene Ontology annotation, molecular function: protein binding. The record is from RefSeq and is a predicted model, not a curated record. The transcript has 14 exons. Lineage: Eukaryota; Metazoa; Chordata; Leptocardii; Amphioxiformes; Branchiostomatidae.
UUUGGGCCUCCGCCAACGCGCGAUAUUUGAGCGGAACAAAAACAACAGCUCAGAUUUCAAGGGGGUGGCUCCGCCGGAAAGCACAGCCAUCAAGGUGUUCAGCAAGAUGGCGGAUUUCAGGCCUGGGGGACCUCCCUCCCCCAUGGAGAUACGCCGUAACGAGGGAUUCAAGGAUCUACUUUAUCAAUGAUGAGACCAUGAGCACCUCGUGGCUCCACCCUCUGACCGGCCAACCUGUGCAGACUGGCUACAGGGACAGGAAAGAUUUGCCCUCAGGCUGGGAGGAGGCAGUGACACCAGAAGGAGCACCGUACUUUGUGGAUCACAGAGGGAAGAAGACCACAUUUAAACACCCUGUGACGGGACAGACACCGACUGGGCCCAGGGACUACAUACUUAUGGAUCGGUCCACCAUCACAGACAGUCGGAGCACCAGUACUGUGUCAUUCCAGGACGAAAAGAAACCGAAUUCUAGCAGCAACAAGAGUCCAAUGGACGUUGGUAUCCUUGGGGGCACCUUGAAAGAGCGUAAGAAAGAGCCCCCCUCCCCCACCCCCAGCGGUUACCUGAUGAGAGGCUGGUUGAACAAACAGGACCACGGACGCAUCAAGUCCUGGAGGAAACGCUGGUUUGUCCUGACCAACCGCGGACUGCUCUACUACAAAAAUGAAGGAGAGAAUAACCUGCUUGGAAGCAUCGUUCUGAUUGGCUACAAAGUGGAGGCUAUCUCAGCUUCUCCAGACAAGAGUCGCAGCAGUCAGAAACACGCCUUUAAGCUGACACAUCCCUCACAAAGACAAUACAUCUUCAGUGCGGAGACCAGAGAAGACAUGGUGAAGUGGCUCAAAGCCCUUAACGCUGUCACCACGACUGAAGCACAAGCAAACAGCACCAACAACGUGCCUUCUCCCGUGCAAAACAACAACCAGCGCGGGAAAACGGAAGACGGGGACGAUGCCGGGUUUAACCUGAGGGACCGCGCCCUCCGACCCCGGGUCGUGUCAGCUUCCAGUCAGGAAGGGAACACACCGACGUCAUCACAACAGUCAGCCCAGAACGGCUACCAGCCCAACUAUCGGUCCCCAAAUUACCAGGAGAACCGACAGAACUAUGUACAGUACAGGCCCAAAGGCGAUCGGAACGGACAUGCGGCACCGCGCCCCGUAACGUACCAUGCUGGCAUGGCGAUGACAAACAAUGUGCCCGGUAGUAAACCCAGUUCCGUGGACACGGACUCCGGAUACCACGGCUCGGAGCGGCGGCCCGUACAGAACUCGCGAUCUGACUCGCGGCUCCUUCCCUAUGCAAAUGAUCCCCGCGGCCUCUAUCGAAUGGGACAGCCGCCCGACCCCCGCACCGUUCAACGUUCGGAGUCCUUGCAACGGUUGCAGCAAUGGAAGUCCCAGACCCUGGAACGCCAGGGAAAAUCGCGGUCCGACUUGUCCACGGUCGAGGAAGUCCCCCGCGCUAACUAUCGCAACUACCAACAGGACAAUGGUUCCAGUUCCAAUUACUCGGCGGAACACCAGAAAGGAGUGUACCCGGACUCGUACAAGACGUUACCCAGACACACGAACGUGGCGGAGCUGAGUCCGAAAUACAACGCCGCCCCUCCGAGCGAAGAGUCGUGGCACAUCUCCACCUUACCGCGUAGUACGAGCAGCGGGUACAAGGCGGCGCAGGACCAGUACUAUCAGAACUAUGUACGCAGCCAGGCAUGGCAGCACAACACACCGGCAGACCCGAAAGAGCUGAAGAGGGAGGAGUCCAUGCGUCAGCUGUCGGAUUGGAGACAACGGACUCUGUCAAGUACAACGUCACAAGGUUCAGUUCCGAGUUCAGGCCCAUCCCAGAGCAGAAAUUACCAGGAUGUCAGAAGAAGGGAGCCGGCAGACGCGGCGCGUAAGGUCCGGCCGACGUCGGAACACUUCAGGUUCCCGGAGACGAGAUCAGUGGACGCCGUCAUGAGAGAGUCGCGGCCCGUGUCGGCCCUUCCUACCCCCCAACCUCAGGUGUGGACGUCCCCCACCCCCCAUGGAGUAGACCAGCCGGAUGCUGCAGUCAGCAGAAACUACCGCACGGCGGUACAAGAAGCCCCCAAGGUGUCUCACGCUGCCUAUAACCACGUGCCUGAGACCAAGACGGAAUCAAAUGAUGAUGCUUACAGUUUGGGGUUCACGACCCAGCUACAAACUGACCUCAUCUGA